Messenger RNA from Drosophila subpulchrella, 1143 nucleotides. RefSeq names its product gametocyte-specific factor 1 homolog. The transcript is spliced from 2 exons. Lineage: Eukaryota; Metazoa; Arthropoda; Insecta; Diptera; Drosophilidae. The coding region runs from base 617 to 1069 and encodes 150 amino acids. The record is from RefSeq and is a predicted model, not a curated record.
UGCAUAAAGAAAGACGAAAUCGAAAAAUUAAAUUAAAAAAUCAUUUUUCGGCUAAAAUACCGAAAAAUACCUAAAAAAUAUGGAACACCCAACAAAGACCCCUUCUUUUGGCCACCUUGGUUAAGCCAAUAACCCCAUAACUCCACCCUAGUUUACACAGCCUUUUUUAUAUUCGUGUCAGGCUGGGUCAUGCCGAAAAAACACAUUCCUAUUGUAGUUAUACGUUAUAUUCUUCUAUAAAUCGCCGACGAUAGGCAUAAAAUAAUAAAUAUACCGAAAAAUAUCCAUAAUAUAUCCGAAGACUUCACUUUUGACCACCUCUGUUUCCUUUCCAAAACCUAAAAAAUCAAGCCUAGUGUAAACAGGCCUUAGUUUGAAAGUGAAAUUAAAUGACUUAAAAAUAUACCAAAAGCUCAUACAAAAAAUGUACCCGUGUAAGUAGGCCUUUACAAAAUAGCACGUGCCCCUUUUUUUCGUUUUGAAUCAUUCAAUCUUGACUUCGGGAAAAACUGCCUGCCACACGUUCAUAAACUCGGUCGGAACGCUAUCAACGCUCGGAAAGAAUAAAAAAAGAUUUUAAAAAUUCGUCCUUUUAAAAAAAAGAAAAAAAGUUCAAAUGGAGGAAAAUAAGUACGCGGUUGGCCCAGUCAAUUACGAAAAUUAUCUUACUUGCCCGUAUAACAGUGCGCAUCGUAUAAUGCCAUCCCGUUUUUCUAAACACUUAAUAAGUUGCGGCGGGGAUCGGAGCCUGCACCGUUGCCCCUUUAAUGGCACCCACUUGCUAUCGGCAGCGGCCAUGAAGGAUCAUGUCAUCGAGUGCCCCGACCGCUGUUCCUUGGAACGCUACAAGAUGCCGGACACGUUGCCCCCGGCGGAGCCCCAAGCCAACAAAUUUUUGGUCGAGACUGAGGAUGACUGGGAUGCUGAUCCUCGGGCCCAACCCUACGACCCCAAAAAUUACCUAAAAGAAAACCACAUAAUAUUAAAUCCCAAGGGAAAUCCGCCAGCCGCCCGUCGCGAAUUUCGAGAGCGCGAACGCAAACGUUUCCUGGAGAACAACAAGUUUUAAAUAUCAAGUUCUUUAACAAUUAAAACCAUUUAACAAAUAAAGUUGAGAACUUCCAGACUGGAUUCGAUUUUCAC